AUGAAGUGGUCAUGGAUAGCUCUCCUGCCGCUUUGGUUUGCGCCAACUUCGGCCACAUCACCGGUUCCUCGAAACCGCGAAAGAUGUGGUUUACCGGAGAACGGUGCAAGUUUCGAAACUUCGACUCCAGAAGCUCAAAUGCUGAAUCCCGACAUCGUCGCUGAAGCGAUUGCAUACGCUACCACUCACAAUCGCUUGACGGUACAAAUCUUUCGCGGAAAUUGCCGUGUGGCGACCGGACCCUUGGAUCCCUUGCUCGACGAGAUCCCCUUCAAUGUCUGGAGCGUGACUAAGUCAGUGGUCUCGCUUCUCGCCGGUAUUGCCAUUGGCGACGGCAAGAUGAACCUUGACGAUGCAGUCGGACAGUAUCUUCCUCAGGGUCCUGGCUGGGGCAACGAAGCACACCGAUCCAUAACGAUUCGUAAUCUCCUGACGGAAACAGCUGGCCUUCGUGAGGCAGCUAUAGCAGAAGUCUUGACCUCGGAAACUGAGCCAAACAUUGUUCUGACUGCUCUGAAUGAGAAAGUCGAGCACCCUAACGGAACCUAUUUUGAGUAUGCACAGCGAGUGCCCGACCUCCUGGCUUUUGCAGUACAACAAGCUGUCGGUCAAGAUUUACAAUCUUUUGCACAAGAGCGGCUAUUUGGACCAAUUGGGACUCAAAGAGAUGACUGGUUCUGGCUGCGCGACCGGUCGGGAAAUACCUACGGCUAUGCGCACUUGUUCAUCAAACCCUCGACUCUGGCAAGCCUUGGUCUUUUGGUGCAAAAUAACGGUACCUGGAAUGGCAAUACAGUUGUUCCUUCCAAUUGGAUUGACCAAGUCCAGCAAAGCAGCUCUACAAAUCCGUGUUAUGGGUAUCUUUUCUGGACGAACCGCGGCAUGCCGUGCACAGGCGCCAAUGUGCCAGAUGCACAAACCGUCCAAAGGCAUAUGAUACCGUCAGCACCAAACGACCUGUACGCCAUGAUCGGCUUCAUGUGGCAAGACAACUUCGUCAUUCCGAGUCUUGACAUGACAGUCACAUGGACGGGCGUUUUUGGCGACUAUACACCUGACCUGGACCAGCUCUUAAGUGCUGCUCCGGGCCCUUUGCUCUGGAAUUUCUUCGAAAUUCUCAUGCGCAGUGUUGAAGACCAACAGAUUCCUGAUCCUGGACCGUACCGCCCCGAUCCUCUGGAUUUGGAUGUCAAUCCGAACAACUAUCUAAGUAUUCCGAUCAUAUUCAGCGACCUUUUCCCAAAUGCCGAUUGCAAUGUAAUUUCUUGCAACUCCACAAUUCCAACGAAAGGCCUCAUCGAGAAUGUCCAGGCCAUCACCGGUGCUGCUCUAGGCCUCUAA
This is a messenger RNA of Penicillium riverlandense, 1341 nucleotides long. RefSeq names its product serine hydrolase domain-containing protein. Lineage: Eukaryota; Fungi; Ascomycota; Eurotiomycetes; Eurotiales; Aspergillaceae. The record is from RefSeq and is a predicted model, not a curated record. The transcript has a single exon. The coding region runs from base 1 to 1341 and encodes 446 amino acids.